AUGAUAAUAAUAAUAAUCCAAACAACAACAACAACAACCAGCAUAACUUUCUCUCGCCAUUUCCUCAUCCACUUUAAGAACUAGAGUCAUUUUUAGAGAUAGGAUCCUAGUUUUAAUUAAACUAAUUUCUAAACUUCUAUUCCUUUGGAGAUUAGCGAGGAAGAUCAUUUUUACCGAUAAGUGGCUUUCCUUCGAGGCCCUCUAAUUAGGAUGAUGAAAUUAUGUUUUACUUUUAAAAUCAAAAUAGACGAGAACCCUCAUCUCCAAGGUUAAAAUUUUAAUAAAUUCAGAUAAAAGAACUCCAACCUCGAUAAAUAUAUGUAAAAGCGAACGAUUCCAAUUCAGAAUGAGGAAUUAAACAAAAAUGAACCCUACAUAAAAGUUACUGUGUUGAGAAAUAUAAACUACCCAAAUACAAAUCAUUCAAAUGAAUACUUCAUAAAUUAACAUGGUCUCAUAGGCUCUCAUAAGAUUGCUGACUCUGAGGACAUCCUUAUAGGAAGAUCUCAUCGAACAGAUGUCUAUCCAAAUGAUAUAACCCUUCCAGAAGAUAGAAUAAUCUCAAGAAUUCAUUGUAAAUUAGUCUGCAAACACUACUUCAGAAAAGAACAAAAAAUUAAACUCAUCUACAAAUUAGCAAUUUAAAGCAUACGAACUUCAUCCAAUUCCUCAUUGCCUAAAAGAGCCUUAUCGAUUAUUUCUUAAUUUUUGGAAUGUCCAAGACAUGCCUACGUUUAAGAUUUAGGUAGUUUGUGUGGAACUCUUUUUAAAAUUUAAAAACAUGAACCCAAUAUUAUGAAAUAUGAUUAAAAGUAUAGUAUUGGCAGUGAUACAAAUUUUAAUGUCCAACAUUGUGAAUCUUAUAACGAGAAAGGAAUUGAAAUAGAUGAUAAUUUCUAUAGGUUGUUAAGAAAAUUCAAUCGUCCAAAGGUAGGCAAACAUGAAAUUCAUUUUAAUGAUUAAUCAAUAUUCCAAAAGUUUUAGAGGAUAAAUCCAUAAGAUGAUGAUAGCGAAGAUACAAAAACUAGACCUGAAGAUUUCUAUUAUAAGCUCAAAGAAUACAAAGUAGCCUUUAUUUCUAUCAAAUUCAAUGGUUCUGGCAUUGAUAACGGAAAACAUAAUAACAUUUUUAUUCAUCUAGAAAAUUCGGAUUCCAUCGAAUUUUAAAUAGGAAGAGGAUAAGAAAACAAUGUCAAAAUCAAUUCCAACACUAUAUCAAGGAAAUAAAGCAGAUUUAAAUAUUCAAAAAGCCUGAAAUCAUGGGUAAUUUUUGAUGGAUCCAAAGAUAGAGAUUCAGCAAAUGGCACUUGGGUUUUUUUAUCAACAACAGAUUAAGCAGAAAAGAAACAAGAAUCAGAUUUAAUUGUCUUAAAAAACAAUGCAGAAAUAAAAAUUAGUGAAUUUAUUCUGAAAAUUGAAAUGUUUUAAGGAAAGAAAUAAAGUAAAAUUAAUUAGUAAUUACUAAAUGAACUAAAAGGUGAAUGA
Molecule: messenger RNA, 1485 nt
Organism: Paramecium tetraurelia
Lineage: Eukaryota; Ciliophora; Oligohymenophorea; Peniculida; Parameciidae
Exons: 6
Molecular function (GO): protein binding
Source: RefSeq, a predicted model, not a curated record